CUAGAGAGAGGAAGAUCAUUCCACAGCCGGAUUGCCUGAAUGUUGAAGGAAUUCGACAUGAAACCUGUACGAUGUCGAGGGACAAUAAGUUGAAGGUUACGGGAGGUUCGGAGAUCGGUGCCGGGGCGCGGAGUAACAAAUUUGAAUUUGGAACGAAGGUAAUCAGGGGCUGAAGGAUUAAAUAAAAUUGAAAACAAAGUGCAGAGAAUACGCAAGGAUCGACGUUCACGAAUAGGGAGCCAGUUAAGUUUUUUGCGAUAAACGGAGAUAUGGUCGUAUUUUCGGAGUCCAAAGACAAACCUGAUACAAUUGUUAAGUAACCGAUCGAACUUGGUUAGGUAAGCUUGUGAGAGAUUGCUGUAACACACAUCAGCAUAAUCCAGGAUGGGCAGAACGAGGGCUUGGACAAGAAGAGUCUUGGUGCAGGUCGGGAGAAAAUGUUUAAACCGAUAAAGUGCUCUUAGAGUAUUGGUCACUCUACGACAAACGUCUGACACCUGAGGAUCCCAGGUCAGCCCACUAUCGAUGAUCAACCCCAGGUUCUUCACUUGCGGCACAAAAGGUAUAUCUACUUGCUCAUACUGGAUAGGGGCUAAGUACGUCGUGUCCGUCAAAGACAGCAAGCGCGCACUACCAAGUAUGAUGGCCUGACAUUUGGUGGGGUUCACUGCAAUGCCAUAACAACGUGACCAGGUAGAUAUGAAGUUAAGAUCAGCGUUCAAAUUAGCAAUAACUCGAUCCAAAUCGUCGGUGCUUGCUUGAGUGUAUAGCUGCAAGUCGUCGGCAUACAAAUGGUAAUAUUAUAUUAGAUAAUAAAUUGACCUCGCUAUUGCGGUACAGCAACAUGAUGUAAGCAGGGCGGAUAUAAAUUAUUUUCCUUUUUUCUUAUAUCUUUUCACUUUAUAGAAAGGGCCUUAAUGGAUAUAGAAACAAACCACAUUUUUUUUCUUCGACCAUUUGGACAAAGCCAUACCGCCUUGUCAUAAGUAGGAAUUUUUCUUUUCAGUAAGUUCGAUCCAGUAAACGUCUUCAGUAAAAUACUAUUCAUAAUAGGUCAAUUCCGAAAUCAAUGUCUUCAGUAGUUUUCAUUUUCGUAGUACUUUAAGUAAAAUGCGUCUCUUCCAGCUAUUUAGUCAUAUCCAUUAAGUUUUAUAUUUAUUUUCCCAAAUAGACAAAUCCUGUAAUAUUUUCGUAGCAAUGUUAAUGUUAGUUUGAAUAAUGCAUUUAUUGCAUUAAAAACUUAAAUUAGAAAUAAUAGUGUACUAUUCAUGAAACAGACCACAUAUUUUGGAGCACUUUUUUUAUUAUUUGAAUGCUGGUAAGCUUUACUGUCUAAUGUCAAUGUCAGAAAUGUCAUUAUCAAUUUGUCACAACUUUACAACAAACCAAAACUUGUUGCAACUUGUAACUUUCAGUAUAUAUUUUUUAUUUUAACGUCUAAACGAUGUGAAGUGGUAAUUUUCGUUGCCUUCUCAUUUGUCAGCAUUUCAUUAGAAGUUCCUGCCAUGGCAUGCUGUGCAUUCAACGGGCACAUAUCAGAAAUACCAAACAUAUCUGUGGACAACUUCACAAACAAAAAUGUGCAAGCAUAUUUCCUCAGCCACACCCAUACAGACCACACGCACGGCUUGUAUGAUCCCCGCGUCAUACAAACAUUGAAAACGAAUGGUGCGGUCAUGUACAUGUCGGAGAUGUCAGCUGCUAUAGUGAAGUAUGAAGUUAAAUGCAGAUUGGGAAAUUAUGAUACUGAUGAGAUCGUUAACCGAAUAAGGAUUGUAGGAAUAGGAACAAUAGAAGUAAUCUUAAAGGCGGACCCCAAGCGGCGCCAGAGACAGACCAAGCUUUAUGUGACGGCCAUACCCGCUGCACACAGUUUUGGGUCCGUCAUGUUUCUGUUCAAGACGGACCUCACUACGGUGCUCUACACAGGUGACUUCAGAAUAAGCAUAAACGACGUUCCAAAAUUCAACCAACUUCACGACAAUGGCACCCCAAUACCCAUAGACACGCUAUACGUCGACACAACUUUUUUAGACGACCGUUACAUAACGUUCCCGAAACGAAGCGUCAGUGUGGACGCAGCGUUGAAUGAGAUAGAACGAUGGCUGAAAGAGAAGGGGAGAGUCGCUAUUAAAACGUCGGCUAAGUUUGGAUAUGAGUUUGUUUUUAAUGAGAUUUUUAAAAAGUUGGGGGUUAAGGUUUUUGUGGAGGAAGUGAGAUGGAAGGAGCUUUAUAGCCAUCUCCAACACUUAGUCCCCGGUGUAACCAACGAACAAUCACCAGUCCACCUCUGCUGGCCCAAGAACCGCAAAGACCACACACAUUGCACCCCGGACCCCACCAACCAUAAGUACUUGAACAUACACCUUUCCGCCCAAAAGUGGGCCCACUAUGACUCCGAAGAUAACCCGAUAAGUAAAGUAUCGGAAAACGAGAUAGAUGUAUGCUUCAGUACGCAUUGCAGUAAGUCGGAGUUAAUGUAUUUUGUUAAUUAUUUUAUGCCAAAGAAGAUUGUAGGGUUUCCUAAUAAGUUUGGUAGUCCGGUUAAAGAUGAGAUGUUGCCGAAGAAAGCGAAGUUUGAGGAUGGGAAGUUGGAUAAAAAAGUUUUGAGAGAGAUAUUUGACAUUUGAACUUAGGAUUAAAAGAAAAAUGUUGUUACUAUUAACGAAGAAAAAGUUUUAAAUAGAGGUGUAUUGUUAAAGAAAACUUUGUAACGACGUAAAUUUACUGCCAUCUUUCGACUUCGACACAUAAUUAAAACUUUUAGAACGCUAUUUGACUUUGAUCCUUAUUCCUUCACUGAUAUGAGUUAAAUUAGUUAAAUAUCAAAAAGUGGCGCCAUCUUACCGGGCACUACCUAAAGGUUAUGGCGCCAUCGCUCGAAACGAUGCCGCCAUACCUUUGGCCUUUGAUCUAUUAGAUGGCGCCACUUUUUGAUAUUUAACAAAUUUAACACAUAUCAGUGAAAGAAUAAGGAUCCAAAUCAAUUGGCGUGCUAAAAGUUUUAGUCAUGUGUCGAAAGAUGGCAGUAAAUUUACGACGCUGCAAAGUUUUCUUUGACAACACACCUUUUUUUUUUAAUUGUCUUUGCUAUUAAUGAACUUAAUAUUUAAUUUGUUAUGUUUAUACUUAAUAUGAGAAAUGCGAUAAUACCAAAGAGAAUUUAGUAUAGAGGUGUAUUGUCAAAGUAAAUUUUGUAGUCAACUAAAUGUACUGCCAUCUUUCGACACAGGACUGAAACUAUUAGAAUGACAUAUGCCUAUUUGAUCCAUGGUCUUUCACUUAUAUGUGUUAAAUAUCAAACGGUGUCGCCAUCUACUCGAGUAUAGGCCAAAGGUAUAGCGGCAUAGCGGCAAUUUUUCGAGCGAUGGCGCUAUACCUUUGGCCUAUGCUCUAGUAGAUGGCGCCACUUUUUGAUAUUUAACAAGUUUAACACAUAUCAGUGUAAGUAUAAGGAUCAAAAUCAGAUGGCGUUCUAAAAGUUUUAAUCAUGUGUCGAAGGACUCGAAAGAUGCCAGUAAAUUUACUGUGGCUACAAAGUUUACUUUGACAAUCCACCUCUAUUUCAAAUUCUCUUAGAUAAUACGUAGGUUUAAUGAUAAGGCCUUUAAGGACUGUAAUGUUAAAGUAAGGACGCUAAGCUCAAAAAAUUUAGUACGUUGACCCGCCUGUUUCUGUCUCUAUCGCACGCACGUAAACUAUACACGGUGUAACACGAGGAAACCGAAAGAUUUUAUACUUGACGCGGCCAAUGAUGAUCCGUAUGACAGUUUCUCGAUUUCACUAUUGGAUAGACUUAAUUUGAGAAAUAAUUGAAGUAAUAGGUUUUUACCGUAUUUUAAUUACUAAAUUGUUACAUUUCUCAAUGAAAAAUGUGUUAAAGUACCAAAAAUAAAUCAAAAACAUUGACAUUGACAGUUACUCCAUACAAAAUGAACUGCCAUAGGGAUCAUCAAUGGCCGCGUCAAGUAUAACAAUGUAUUCCUGGUCACAUUUAGAGAUUAAAAUGUCAUAUAAACUUUUCUGGAUUUCGCCUAGUUUCAGAGUUAACACCUAUUAAAAAAAAACUAUUGUCUUAGUGGAAAACGCCUCUUUGAUGGCGAUGAUGCCAUUAUGGGGCGUAGUCUAAAUAUCAUUUUUGAUAGGUAGAUGUCAAAAAGUGACAAAUAACCUUUGCAAAAACCAGAUUGUACAAUAAAAAACGUAAAAAUUCAAUUUCAGUGCCAGUUUUACCAUAACAUUAACUUUUUAUGUCCAAUACAUUAAAAAAUUGAAAAAAAAAAAUCCAUAUUUACUUAAGCUCAUAUAACAUUUUUUCUUUCUUUUGGCCUCAGAAGCACGUGGUUAAAUUAUUUCUGGUUCCUCUUUACACCGUGUAUUGUUGCCCCACCCAUGAUGCCAGCGGUCAAUGCCACUGUUAUCGGGACAGCAGUAUAAUACGCGUGCUGUAAAUAUAGGAUCAGGCGAGUAAAUGUACGAAAUUCUUUGUACUUAGCGUCCUUACUUUAGUAUUUUUUUUUUAUACUAAGUCGGUGGCAAACAAGCAUACGGCCUGCCUGAUGGUAAGCAGUAUCCGUAGCCUAUGUACGCCUGCAACUCCAGAGGAAUUACAUGCGCGUUGCCGACCCUAAUCCCCUCCCACCCUCGUUGAGCUCUGGCAACCUUACUCACCGGCAGGAACACAACACGUAGUAUGUAAAAAGAUUAAAAAAAAUUGGUUUUAAAUAAAAUAUUAUCUACAUUGAAUUAUGAAAUUUAGCUUUUAUGCACAUUAAUAAAUAGUUAGCGAGUUGUUUCAUGAAAAGGCGGUUAAUAAAAAUAAGUAAUAUUCAGAAAAUUGGCCGUAUGGUGACAUUGUACACUUUGUCUAACUAACUCUAUCUUGAAAACGAUAAUUUAUUUAAAAGGUAAUUAUUUAUCAUAUAAAUAAAAAAAGGUUGUGACAUAACUCUCUGACCAGACUAAGUGUAUGGAAAAUGUCGCUUUCCAUAUUAAAAGAUACCUUAUGGUAACUGCAUAAGGUACAUUUUAUAUAAAAAUCCAUAUUUUACUAUAUAAGUAUGAACUAAUGUGUUUUGUUCGAGUUUGAACUUUAUUAUUUUAGUCAUUAAGUGCAUUUUUGUUUACUUGUUUUUUUAUAACACUAACAUUUUCUUUCAAUGGAUUUUUUUUUCAUAAUUAUGUUAUGAAGACUGUUUUACUGAAAUUUUGACUGACAUUACAAUUGUUGAAUUGUGUUAUUUUAAUUGUAUGAAUAAAAUAAAUGAUAUAUAUUUUCUA
Cydia pomonella (codling moth) is the source of this 5280-nucleotide messenger RNA. RefSeq names its product protein artemis-like. The transcript is spliced from 5 exons. The record is from RefSeq and is a predicted model, not a curated record. Gene Ontology annotation, biological process: double-strand break repair via nonhomologous end joining; interstrand cross-link repair; protection from non-homologous end joining at telomere. Gene Ontology annotation, molecular function: 5'-3' DNA exonuclease activity; damaged DNA binding. NCBI's taxonomy places the organism in Eukaryota, Metazoa, Arthropoda, Insecta, Lepidoptera, Tortricidae. The coding region runs from base 1506 to 2630 and encodes 374 amino acids.